AUGCCUCUCUACGAGCUGCUGUGUAUUGCCGCGUCCUCUGCCGAGUCGGCACCUUUGCGCGAUCUGGUUAAGUCGACAUCCAAGCUCAUCCUGGAGAAUGGAGGUGCAGUACGAGGAGUUCAAUACUGGGGUCAACGACGACUCCCGCAGCGGGCACGCAGACAUCAGCAAUACCACAGCACUGGAGACUACUGGCUCAUGCACUUUGAUACCAACGCACCUGUUCUCAAAUCGCUCAACGACCGUCUUCGAGCCGAUCCACGAGUGAUCAAGUGGACCGCACUCAAGCUUGGAGAUAAGCUCGACCAAAUCACACCCAAGGCCACAUCAGGAGGACAGGACUCGAUUUCCGAUGCUCCCGAAGCACGAGCUCUGUUCGGAGGAAAGACGAUGCGAUACGGCUGGCAAUAG
Sporisorium graminicola is the source of this 411-nucleotide messenger RNA. RefSeq lists its product as uncharacterized. Bases 1 to 411 code for a protein of 136 amino acids. The transcript is spliced from 3 exons. Gene Ontology annotation, cellular component: ribosome; mitochondrial small ribosomal subunit. Gene Ontology annotation, biological process: translation. Gene Ontology annotation, molecular function: structural constituent of ribosome; small ribosomal subunit rRNA binding. The record is from RefSeq and is a predicted model, not a curated record. NCBI's taxonomy places the organism in Eukaryota, Fungi, Basidiomycota, Ustilaginomycetes, Ustilaginales, Ustilaginaceae.